CAGAGAUGCUGGGAAGCUCACGAGGCAGAACAGCACCCAGGUGGCGGAGAGCAGGGAAUGGCUUGGAGCAGAUGUGGAUAUGGAGAUGCUGGAGUCGUACAGCCAGAAAAAAUCACCUCCGGCCCCACCGGUCAGGACGCACAGUAAGGAGAGCCUGGCGCUGAGCAUGAGCAAGACCGUAGCACUGAGCGAGGCACUGCUGGAGCCAUGCAGCCCUGCGGCCCGGCCAGGGGGGAAGGAGCCAACAGGAGGGGGCCCGAAGGAGCAGGGGAGGAAGAGCGAGGAGGAGGAGGAAGAGGAGGAGGAGAAAGUGCUCAAAGUGGCUGAUGCCAAGAAAACCUUUGAGAAGGCGAAAGCGGAGGGGAAGGCAGCGGUUAGCAGCACACGGAAAGACACAAUGAGGCGAGUGGUACGACAGAGCAAAUUCCGGCAUGUGUUUGGCCAGGCAGUGAAGAACGACCAGUGCUACGAUGACAUCCGUGUCUCACGGGUCACCUGGGACAGCACCUUCUGCGCCGUCAACCCCUCCUUCGUUGCCAUCAUCGUGGAUGCGAGCGGCGGCGGGGCCUUCCUGGUGCUGCCUUUGCAUAAGACGGGCCGAAUUGACAAGUCCUACCCAACAGUGUGCGGGCACACGGGACCCGUGCUGGACAUAGACUGGUGUCCCCACAAUGACCAGGUCAUCGCCAGCGGUUCUGAGGACUGCACUGUCAUGGUAUGGCAGAUUCCCGAGAAUGGGCUCACGCUGUCCUUGACAGAACCAGUGGUAGUUCUAGAAGGCCAUUCGAAGCGAGUGGGCAUCGUGGCUUGGCACCCAACGGCGCGCAACGUGCUGCUCAGUGCAGGUUGUGAUAAUGCAAUUAUCAUCUGGAACGUGGGGACAGGUGAAGCCCUCAUCAACUUAGACGACAUGCACGUGGAUGUGAUCUACAAUGUGAGCUGGAAUCGCAAUGGUAGCCUAAUCUGUACAGCUUCCAAAGACAAAAAAGUUCGAAUCAUUGACCCCCGGAAACAAGAAAUCAUCGCUGAGAAAGAGAAAACCCACGAGGGAGCCCGGCCCAUGCGAGCCAUUUUCCUUGCUGAUGGAAACAUCUUCACGACUGGCUUCAGCCGCAUGAGUGAACGGCAGCUGGCCCUCUGGAAUCCAAAAAACAUGGAGGAGCCAAUAGCCCUUCACGAGAUGGACACCAGCAAUGGGGUCCUGCUGCCAUUCUAUGACCCAGAUACCAACAUUAUUUACUUGUGUGGCAAGGGUGACAGUAGCAUUCGCUACUUUGAGAUCACGGAUGAGUCCCCCUACGUUCACUACCUCAACACCUUCAGCAGCAAAGAGCCGCAGAGGGGGAUGGGGUUCAUGCCAAAGAGGGGCCUUGAUGUGAACAAGUGCGAGAUUGCCAGGUUCUUCAAGCUUCACGAGCGGAAAUGUGAGCCCAUCAUCAUGACCGUCCCUCGAAAGUCGGACCUCUUCCAGGACGACCUGUACCCUGACACAGCCGGCCCGGAGGCAGCGCUGGAAGCAGAAGAGUGGUUUGAAGGGAAGAAUGCUGAUCCCCUUCUCAUUUCCUUGAAGCAUGGGUACAUUCCUGGCAAGAACAGGGAUCUCAAGGUGGUCAAGAAGAAUAUACUGGACAACAAGCCUGCUGCAAACAAGAAAAGCGAUCUCAUAAGUGCUCCAAAGAAAGCAGCUGAUGCCUCAGACACUCAAAACGAAGCCAAAUUGGACGAGAUUUUGAAAGAGCUGAAAUCCAUAAAAGACACCAUCACCAACCAAGACGAGCGCAUUUCCAAGCUGGAACAGCAGAUGGCGAAGAUCGCGGACUGAGCGGAGCUGGCGGGCGCUGCCAGCCCAACACAUUCCAGUUCCCCAGUUCGGCCAGCAGCAGCAGCGUGCAGCAUUCCAGUACGAGCUUUCCUGUUCUCCCAAAUUCACGUCAACGAGAGCCGAUGAUUAAAGCCAAGCUUUUUAGUGAAAGAAUUCUUUUUUUUUCCUGAUGUUUUAAUGAAUUUCUGUGACUGUGUCAACCGAUUCAACGACAAUAAGUGCUACUUUUACAGUCUUUAUUAUUAUUAUUAUUAUUUUUUCCCCCCCUCACAGAUGUUAUGAAUUCUUGCAAAGAAAAAAAAACAAACCCCAUCCUGACUUCUUUCGAUGUCGUGCCCAAAUAUCUUUUCUAGAUGUAGGGACCAAUGCCACAUUGUUCGUAACCAUAUCGAUAUAUAUAUUUUUUUUUAAAGUUGCCAAAAAAAAAAAAUAAGAAAAAGGAAAAAAACAGUUGCUUUUUUUUCUGUUUUUAAACUUUUAUUUGCCACUUUUGCAGUAUUUGUGUUGGAAAUCUAAAGGGACAGCACUGUGUGUGUGUGCGCGUAUGUGUGUGUGUGUCUGGGGGUGUUUAUACCGUUUCGAGAUGGGAACUGAAGCUAUUUUGUAUGACUCUUCAAUGUUGAACAAUCAGAUCGGUUUCCCUCGCAGUGUGGCUGCUGCUGAGCCCCUCGGAGGUGACUCUCCUGCCUUCCUAAUGCCUUUCUGAUGGUGGUUGAAAAAAUAUAUCUAUCGUUGUGAACGAAGCGAUCCGUGCCGCAAUGCCUCUUCUCCUUUGUACGCCCUGCAGGACUUCUGAACCAGCGUCGUGCUGCCCAACGAAAAGAGAUUGGGACCAUCCCAGCUGUGUCCAAACAGACGUGUGCUCAUUGCCAGGCUUUGUUUUAAGGCAGAAGUGACCUCCGUGCAGGCAGUGGUGUGUAGAGUUACUGGGGUGCAAAGCUGAAGGUGUUCGGUGUUGGCAACCUGCAGGUCAUGCAAGCAGCCAGCUCCUGUGCUGUAUGCAUGGCUGUAAAUGUGUGCCUGCACCUUAUUUGCUUUCAGAAGCCUUUAAAAGCUGUGACUUUGCAAUUCUUUGUCCCAAACUGUAGUGCUGAUGAUAGAAAUUUGGUUACUUGCUUCCGAAACGAUGUUAGGAGCAGCCAGGCAACUUUCAUGAUGGGUCUCCAGAAACAAAACGCCUCUGACUGUUUUUGACUUCCCCCCCAACCUCCCCAUCAUUCCUGCCUUAAAACUUCACAGGAAAUAGUUUGUUCCUAGAUGAGAUCAGCAGCCCUCAUCCUCUUUGAGAUCCUCAGCUGAAAGGUGCAGGACUUGCCAAGCUCCUCGCUGGGUUUCUGCUGCUCACAUGAGGUUUACACUGCCAGGGGGCUGCCUGUGCAUGGGGCAGGCGUGUUCUUGGCUCUAUUAUCUGGCCAUAGAAGUUCCCAUGGGUGUGCCCAGGAUGGUGCUGCCCAGCCAAACUCUGCCAACCCUUAGGCUUUGCUGUGUUGAUGCAGCCCACAUGCAGUGCCCGGUAUCCCGUGCCAAACCCUAUGUGAGUGAAACCUGGGGUCAGAUUGACAUCUGGGAAGCACUCAGCAGCUGAUGAGCCCCCCCGGUCCCCUCCCAGCUGUCCCUGAUCCAGCAUAGCUGCAGUGUGUGCCAGCGUGUGUGCUUGGAGCCAGCCUCGGAGCAGCGUCAGGGUGCGUCCCUUCAUCCAGGCUGAUCCUUUUCUUUCCCAUUAGGUUAGUUAGAAAGCCUCAAAUCCCCCGUUAGGUUGGGGUUUGGGGUUUUACUUCUUUUCAGUGUUUGCAUGUUCACUCCUUACCCAUUAAGGAUUGUCUGUGCUGGAGGGAUGUCUGUGUCAGUGAGCAUGGGGAGAGCUAGGAGAAGUAGCAGAGAGGCACGAGGAUGGGAUACGAAAAGCAGAGUACGUGUUAUAAUCCCAUAGCAUGAAAGCUUCCUCAAAGUGGUUUUUCCUUUGUAGCUGGGGGUGCCAUGUCACAGCCCUCCAGAUCCUCAGGGCCACUUGGUGACGUUUCUGUGCCACAGUAUAUGGCUGAGCUGAUGUGUCUUUACUUUUGGGACAUAAGAACCGAACGUUCUGCUUCCCCCUACCCCGAAAUGGUGAUUUCUGUGUUGAUUUGUGUGACUUCAGGGUGGUUGUGUGCUUGGGGAGAGCUUUUUGUUUUCUAAUUGGAGGGAAAUAAAGUUUCCGUACCGCUGGA
Coturnix japonica (Japanese quail) is the source of this 4029-nucleotide messenger RNA. RefSeq names its product coronin 1C (gene CORO1C). Gene Ontology annotation, molecular function: actin filament binding. Gene Ontology annotation, biological process: neural crest cell migration; actin filament organization. The record is from RefSeq and is a predicted model, not a curated record. NCBI's taxonomy places the organism in Eukaryota, Metazoa, Chordata, Aves, Galliformes, Phasianidae.